GAGCACCUGAACAAGCAUUCGAGGUUGAUGUUGAUAAAGUUACAUCAAAAAGAGAAAUUAAACCAACUAAUAAAAUUGAUAAACUUGAAGAAUGCAAGACUGAGUUAGAUACUUUAUGUAAGAAGAAUUUCAUAUCAUAUGGUGGUAUCAAUGCUUUAUCACCUUGGCUUUCUGUGUUUUUUGGUGUAUCAUAUCAAGAGUCAAAAAUUACAGAAGCUAAAACGACUGAUACUAACAUUACAAUCAGCUCUAUAGUGAAGAAUGGCGAAAACUACGAAAAUUGGGAAAUAGGUGAAUAUGAUGGCAUUAAACCAACAUUUGAAUUUCUGGAUUUUGAAUUACAAAAGAAAAUCAAAGAAAUCUUGGGAUACAAAAUUUUAAAAGCAAAUGUUGAAGAAAUUAAGCAUGAAAUUCCUGAUGGGCAUGAAUGUCAUAUUUUUGCAUCGAUAAUGAACAAGGAGGACGAGAACGUAUUUUCAUUGUGUGUUGAUUAUGAAGAUAGAUAUAGCCCUGUAAUUUUAGUUCAUCUCUUUGCUAGCAAAAAAGAGAAAAAUAAAAGAUAUUCAACACAAAUCGGUUGGAUUGUUGUUGGCUAUCCGAGAAAUUUUGAUUUUGAUCAAGCUGAAUAUCCGAUAAUACUUAGAGGUUAUAGUCCCAAAAUUUCAAAAUUAAAAAAUCAAUAUAUUGCAAGCAUUCCAGAUACUAAUGCCAUACCACAUUACCUGAAAACUCGGAUGCUGAGUACUUGUGUAUUAGAAGCUCCAUCAAGAAAAACCUCUUAUAAUCCAUAUAAUACGACAAUUGCUAUUGGUACGCAUUUUACGUCAACUAAUCACUUAGCAUGUCUAUUUGCUUGUGAUAUAAGUAAAAAUAAUAAACUUGUAACCGAUGAUUCAAUCAUAAACCUAUUUUGUGGUGAGUAA
This is a messenger RNA of Dentiscutata erythropus, 923 nucleotides long. NCBI's taxonomy places the organism in Eukaryota, Fungi, Glomeromycota, Glomeromycetes, Diversisporales, Gigasporaceae. The record is from the annotation of a GenBank genome assembly.